AUGAGCACCAUCCUCAUACCAACCGGCCCUCCAGGAUCCGGCAAAUCCACCCUCUGCAACGGCCUCCAACAAUUCAUGCGCGCCGUCGCCAGACCAUGUUCCGUCGGCAAUCUCGACCCAGCAAACGACAACAUUCCAUACGAGGCCUCAUUCGAUGUACGGGAACUGGUCAACAUCGAGGAAGUGAUGGAGCGGGAAGAAUUGGGGCCGAAUGGUGGCGUUUUGUGGGCGAUGGAGGAGGUCGAGGCCAACAUUGACUGGCUGUUGGAGAGACUCGAGGACUGUGAAGAGACCAUUCUCCUGGACCCGCCUGGGCAGCCUGAGCUUACGACACAUCAUACCGCACUCCCUCGGAUACUUCACCGGUUGGAGAAAGCAGGAUACCGAAUCGUCAUCAUCCAACUCCUCGACUCGAUAGUGUUGACACGGCCCUCACUUUACCUUUCCAGCUUGAUACUAUGCCUCCGAGGAAUGCUGCAUCUCCCAUACCCGGUGGUCAAUGUCUUAACCAAGAUCGAUAACCUCAAAGCCGUUGGUGGCGCCGACUUGCCAUUCAAUCUGGACUUCUACACCGAGGUCCAGGAUCUGCAUCAUCUGCUACCAUCCCUUGCCCAGGAACUCCAAGCAACUCCAUCGGCCUCGAGCGAGAAAUGGGAUAAGCUGAAUGAAGCGCUCAUUUCAUUGAUUGAAGACCACGGCCUUGUCGGCUUCGAUACAGUAGCGGUUGAGGAUCGGCAGAGCAUGGCCAACCUACUCCGAGCGAUCGACAGAGCAUCCGGCUAUGUCUUCCAAGGAGCGCGAGCCACGGACGAGGAAGGACGAACAAUCUCCGACGAGGCGAGCAUCUGGGCGCAGGCCAUGAACGAAGGUUAUGGCAAAAUGGAGAUUCGAGAUGUCCAGGAGCGGUGGAUCGAGCGAAAAGAGGAGUUUGAUGAGUUGGAGAGGAAAGCUUGGGAAGAGGAGGCCCGGUUGGCGGGUGCUUUGCCCGAGGAACCAGCGGCGACGGUCAAGCGGAAAGAUGCUGAAGGUGAUGAGAAUAUGGAUGAGGAGGAGGAUGAACUGUUGGUAGAGCAGAGAAAGUGGCAAGAAGAGAAGGCGAAGAAAGGAGGUGGCAGUGGAACUGGGUUUGUGAAGAAGUGA
This is a messenger RNA of Zasmidium cellare ATCC 36951, 1140 nucleotides long. RefSeq lists its product as uncharacterized. The record is from RefSeq and is a predicted model, not a curated record. Gene Ontology annotation, cellular component: cytoplasm. The transcript is spliced from 3 exons. Lineage: Eukaryota; Fungi; Ascomycota; Dothideomycetes; Mycosphaerellales; Mycosphaerellaceae. The coding region runs from base 1 to 1140 and encodes 379 amino acids. Gene Ontology annotation, molecular function: GTPase activity.